AAUGGCGCCAAAAGAUUAAGUUGAGCAGCGGCAGACGCUGCCCUAAAUCAAUGUUUACGCGCGUUUGGCCUCUGUGGUCGUUUCUGUAAGCUCGUGGUGUGCUUUGCUGUGAUAUUUGGUAGUUACUUUCAAUCGCGUAGCUGCUGGCCGUGCGCGCGCAUGUGUAUGUCCAAGCGUCAUGUCGCAAGUUAGACGCGCGCGUCCUGGCCUGACUGUGCGGCUUAUCUUAUUUUCCCUAAAAGUUUUGGUGUUGAACCAGCAAACGGCAUCAAACGCAUGCCCGUGUUUUGUCGUUUAACGUAUGUAUGAAUUUCAGUUAUGGUUCACAGGGGUUGUAGAAAAAUGUCCCCGUGCCACGGUCUGGGUUGGUCCGGAUUCAUCUCUACCAUGAUGGUGGGGAAAUAACGAUGGAAAAUAUUAAACUUUUUUUUAUUUGUGUGUUGCGUUAGAAGUUGCAUCUGCAGUGUGUAUGUGCGAUAACACUUUGUUUUCUGGUCGACGAAUGUAGUGCCAUAAUGUUUUUGGUGCUAAAAGUUGUCGUUUAAAUAUACGAGAGUGCGGCGGAGGGUUUUGUUUAAACACUGAAAUUGAGUUAAAUUCUAUGGGUGAAAAAAAAAAUAGUUUUGUUGUCAAUUUCGAAGUGGCAUCGAAAUGGACAGCUAUGUGACGUCAAGGGGCGUGGUCUGUCAGUCGCGUCACAUGGAGCAUUUGCGCUGCGUGAGCUGCUGUUUACACGCAGUGAUACCCGUUGUGUUUGGGCAGAAUUAUUGAUUUCUGCAUCACUUGAAGGCCACGGCAGCUGACGAUGAAGCGAAGCCGUGCUCCGAGCACCAGCGAGGACUCGGAUAAUGGAAGUAACUCCACGUCCUGGUCUCAGCACUCCAACUCCAAGCACAGGAAACAGAGUGGAAAAAGACCCUCAGAGGUCUUCAGGACAGACCUGAUUACUGCUAUGAAGCUGCAUGAUUCAUACCAGCUGAAUCCAGAGGAUUAUUACGAGCUGGCCGAUCCCUGGCGGCAGGAGUGGGAGAAAGGGGUUCAAGUCCCUGUUAGUCCCAACUCCAUACCACAGUGUACAGUGCGCACUGUAGCUGAGAAAUGCCCCACUCCUCUGUUCAUGAGGCCGAAAAAGCUGAUUCGCUCAUCUGAGUCAUCGAUGCUGGGGUACGUGGGUAUUCAGACGCUGGCUGAUGGCAUGUGUCGUUAUGACCUGAACGAGGAGGACGUGGCUUGGCUGCAGAUCACCAACGAGGAGUUCAGCAAGAUGGGCAUGCAACUUCUGGAUGAGCUGACGAUGGAGAGGGUAAUGGAGGAGUUUGAGCGCCGUUGCUAUGACAACAUGAGCCACGCCAUGGAAACCGAGGAGGGGCUUGGCAUCGAGUACGAUGAGGACGUGGUGUGCGACGUCUGUCAGUCCCCUGACGGCGAGGACGGCAAUGAAAUGGUGUUCUGUGACAAGUGCAACAUUUGUGUGCAUCAGGCGUGUUACGGUAUACUGAAGGUUCCUGAGGGCAGCUGGCUUUGUCGUACCUGUGCGCUGGGCAUCUUUCCCAAAUGCCAUCUGUGUCCUAAAAAAGGUGGGGCUAUGAAACCCACUCGAAGUGGCACCAAGUGGGUCCACGUCAGCUGUGCCCUCUGGAUACCAGAAGUAAGCAUUGGAAACCCUGAGAAGAUGGAGCCUAUCACUAAUGUGUCUCAUAUACCCAGCAACAGAUGGGCUCUAAUAUGCUGCCUGUGUAAAGAGAAAACCGGAGCUUGUAUUCAGUGUUCUGCCAAAAGUUGCCGUGUGGCGUUCCACGUGACUUGUGGUCUGCAGUGUGGGCUGAAGAUGAACACAAUUCUCACAGAGGCGGAUGAAGUCAAGUUUAAGUCUUUUUGUCCCAAGCACUCGGGCAUGGACUGGAAUGAGGAAGAGGGAGAUGAUGACAGGCCAGUAAAGGUCCAGACCAGUGAAGAGAGAAGGAGAAAUAGGGGAGUGGACAUCUCAUCCAACUCGCAGCCCAGACUUGCACAAAACCCAGAAGAGACCAGACUCAGCGAGCGCAAGCUUCGAGUCCAGCAGCUGGAGGACGAGUUCUAUCGAUUCGUAGCUGCCGAUGAAGUUGCAGAACACCUGCAGUUACCCCUAGAAACUGUGGACUUCCUGUUCCAAUACUGGAAAUUGAAAAGAAAGGUGAAUUUUAACCAGCCGCUCAUCAUGCCGAAGAAAGAAGAAGAGGACAGCCUUGCCCGGCGGGAACAGGAAGUGCUUUUGCGUAGACUCCGUCUGUUUACACAUUUACGACAGGAUCUAGAAAGGGUGCGUAAUUUGACGUACAUGGUCAGCCGUCGGGAGAGAAUUAAACGAACUUUGUGCCGAGUGCAGGAGCAGAUCUUUCAUCACCAUGUCAGGCUGCUUGAGCAGGGACGCGUCGCUGGUAUAUCUUCUACUAGACGUUUAGAGGAGGCUAUGUUUUACUUUCGGACGCCACCUCCUGUACCUACAUUCCCUCAGCCUCUGAAGGGUCACUGCGGUCAGAACAGCGCCCUGGGCACUACUGUUCAAAAUCACGAAAAAGGGAGUAACUCUUAUAGAGUCUCAAAGCAUAUCGAAGCAGACAAGCCUACAAAGAUGGCCAGACUGGAAAGCCUAGUCAUGGACAGCGUGCCCAGUUCUGGGGUCGUCGAUUCGAGCUCUGGAGCUUGUAAGACGGCGGCAUCAGCUACAGCGAAGCGAUCGGAGAGAGGGCUGAGGGGAGGAGAGUCCCACAGAAGAGAUGAGGAAAGCGAGCGCCCCCUGGAGGACAGGAGGAGGAGGAGCAAGCUGUGGGAACAGGUGUCUAUAAAAGAUAAACUGAGACACUCGAAGUCUGUGGAGGACACGGUGAAGAACGAGACUGAGCAUGACAACAUGGAUGACAGAUUACUGCUGUCUCACAGCAGAACUACUGCUGGUUCUGGUGUCUCCGCCUCAAACACAUAUAACGGAUCGCUGAGGAAGACAAACGCAAGCCAACAUCAGGGAAAAAUAGUGCCAAAUGGGCGGCAUCUGAAAAACUGGGGCAGUUUCAGAAUCCCUAAACGGAGUGAGAGAACAUCAACAGGGAAAGAUGGACAGGAUGGAAAUGACAUGGCAGACCAAAAUUCUUCCUUAACUUUUAAUACAAGUCCCGCCUCCUCCCCACAAAUUAGGACCCGGUUGCGGACAGGAAGUGAGAACCGAAACCAAGUGGAAGAGUCUGAUCUUAGCCAAUCAGAACAGGGCAAGAGGUGUCACGCCCAAAGACUUCGAAGCCCCAUGACUAGACGUUACGGUUCGGAUUUGAUCCAGCGCGGAGUCCUUGCAUCAUGAAAUGUGUCCAAAAAAUAUAUUUCUCAUUUUCAUUUUGCUCUACAGUGAAAGGUGAACAUAUUUAUUUUUCUAUUCUGUAAUUUUCUGCUGUUGCUGAAAUUAUUUUUUGAGCGUACUUUAAAAACAUACAUGGGAGAGGUUUCGAGAGACCAAGCAAUUGGCUGAUGAAGAGGGAAAAAUAUGAAACUUUAAAGAUCAGGUGAAGAAAAAAAAAAACAAAAAAAACUGGCACAAUUUGUAGAUGUUAUGAGCACUUACCAGCGUGAAACCAAGCCAGUACAGCCCAGCUGUCUUAAGUCCCACAGAAUUACUGCACUUAACUGAGCACUUCAAAAUAUCUGACCACAGCAGUCUAACCAGUGUCCAAAACUUAGAAAAGACUUUUAAAUAGAUUUUUCAGUAUUCUGCUAACUUCAAAGGCCAUCAUGUUGUGUGUAUGUGACGUGUGCCAUACUUACAUUGUGGCACCCUUUUCUUCUCAGGUAAAAUCUGCUUAUAUUUGUACUUAAUUUAUAGCGUCAUGUCUUGUUUUUCUUUCAAACAAACUGAGUGUGUAACAGGUCAAUGCCUUAUAUGUACUCUCUUCUGUCUCGAAGUUAUUCCUUUCCAGAAAAAUAACUCUUUCACUUAACCAUAUUCUUCAGCAAUAGAUGGACUCUGUAGAUCCAAGACAGACAAUUCCACACUCAGUAGGAUGAAAUGACGACACAUACGAUGCACGCCAUUCGCAGCUCUGUUCAGGAAGGCUUUUAACAAUCAUUUACUUCCAGUAUCCAUUACUUUUGAACUUUUGCACUUGAUAUUAAACAAUAACACAAGACACUAUCAUUGGUCUAAUAAAGACACUAUUGCGUUGAAAGGACUGAUCUUCUUGACAUGGUUGCCUUGGAGUAGUACUCAAGUAUGUGUUUCUUGCAUCUUUUCUUUAUAGCUGUAAAUGUCUUUUCUCAUGCAAAAUGUGAGUUGAUCUCCUAGAGAAAAAGUUUAUCUUGUGCCUGAGUGUUUUUGUUGAGAUGUUGCACUAGAACAUUAGCCAGAGAGCUUGGUAUAACCGUGUUCACAAAAAAAAAAAUGUUUCUACAUGUUUAUAUAAUCAAGCGCUGCUGUAUUUUUCUUCUUUCUUUUAUUCUUAUGCAAUACUUUAGUUUUGUUGCAGAUUGUGAAUAAAUUUUCUUGAGGUUACUUCUGAAGAUGUCGGGAUUGCUUGAGAGGAAAAGUUUUCUGCAUUGCUUUAAACGCCCAAGACUCCUUUGACUCCUACAAUUAAACCAUGUUUGGAAAUCAGAGUUAUUACAAAAAGCAGUUUAGUUCCCAUUUUAUGCUGUCAUUGUAAUGAUUCUGUUUGUAUACUGUAUGUGAAUUACAGUGGAGUCAACAAUGAAGGAAUUGUAUUGUCAAUAGUACAAUUAGAUUCUACAUCUUAUCUGGACCUACAUUAAGGGUUUGGGAUUAACAACAUUUUUCUAUUGUAAUAUAUCUUAAAAUCUAAUUUAUUACUAUGAUACAAAGCUGAAUUUUCAACAUUGUUUCUUGUUAUUGCUUAAGUGUCACGUGAUCCUUUAUUCUAAUAUGCUGAUUUAU
Messenger RNA from Puntigrus tetrazona (Sumatra barb), 4912 nucleotides. It is a transcript of the gene jade1, whose product is annotated as jade family PHD finger 1. Lineage: Eukaryota; Metazoa; Chordata; Actinopteri; Cypriniformes; Cyprinidae. The transcript is spliced from 11 exons. Bases 806 to 3331 code for a protein of 841 amino acids. Gene Ontology annotation, biological process: regulation of transcription by RNA polymerase II. Gene Ontology annotation, cellular component: histone acetyltransferase complex. The record is from RefSeq and is a predicted model, not a curated record.